Messenger RNA from Grus americana (Whooping crane), 7996 nucleotides. RefSeq names its product failed axon connections homolog, metaxin like GST domain containing (gene FAXC). NCBI's taxonomy places the organism in Eukaryota, Metazoa, Chordata, Aves, Gruiformes, Gruidae. The transcript is spliced from 6 exons. Gene Ontology annotation, cellular component: cytoplasm. The record is from RefSeq and is a predicted model, not a curated record. Bases 91 to 1317 code for a protein of 408 amino acids.
CCGCCGCGGCUGGGCUGGGCAGGGAGGGGCAGGGGAGGGCAGGUGUGGGGGCUCCGCGGUGCGGCGGGGGAUGCGGGGCCCGGGCGCAGCAUGCUGUGGGGGGUGGGCCUGGCGGCGCCCCGCUCCUGCGUGGCGGACCUGAGCCGCAACCGCAGCCUGUCGCUGGGGUGGUGCGCGGGGCCCGAGGAGCCGCCGCCCGCCCUCUAUGGGGGCGAGAUCGUCGCCUUCCCGCUGGCGGGCGGGGGCGCGGGAGGCACCAUGGCGGCGCUGGGCUCCGACUCCUGGUGGAAGAAGACGCUGUACCUGACGGGCGGCGCCCUGCUGGCCGCCGCCGCCUACCUGCUCCACGAGCUGCUGGCCAUACGGAAAGAGCAAGAGCUUGAUUCAAAAGAUGCUAUCAUACUGCAUCAGUUUUCAAGGCCUAAAAAUGGUGUUCCAAGUUUAUCUCCGUUCUGUCUAAAAAUGGAAACUUACUUGAGGAUGGCUGAUUUGCCCUACCAGAACUAUUUUGAUGGAAAACUUUCCCCUCAAGGGAAAAUGCCUUGGAUUGAAUACAAUCACAAGAAAGUAUCUGGCACUGAGUUCAUAAUUGACUUUUUGGAAGAGAAACUUGGAGUGAAUUUAAAUAAACACCUUGGCCCGCAUGAAAGAGCUGUUUCCAGAGCCGUGACAAAAAUGGUGGAGGAGCACUUCUACUGGACUUUAGCUUAUUGCCAAUGGGUGGAAAAUCUUCACGAGACACAAAAGAUGGUUUCACUUUUUGGCCCCUUCAGCGACGUGCUGAAGUGGAUCCUCUGCCAUCUGACCAAAGGGAUCGUGAAGCGGGAAAUGUACGGCCAUGGCAUUGGCCGCUUCUCAGAGGAGGAGAUGUACACGCUGAUGGAGAAGGACAUGCGGACUCUAGCAGGCCUCCUGGGUGACAAGAAGUACAUUAUGGGACCAAACGUUUCCACUGUUGAUGCCACUGUCUUUGGGCAUCUGGCACAGGCAAUGUGGACACUACCAGGGACUCGACCAGAGAGACUAAUCAAAGGUGAACUGAUUAAUCUUGCUAUGUAUUGUGAAAGAAUAAGGAGGAAAUUUUGGCCAGAAUGGCACCAUGAUGAUGAUAACACUCUGUAUGAAUCCGAGGAAAGCAGCGAAGCAAGCAAGACUUACUCCCCUUUGCAGGACUUCAGUUUUUAUUCAAGGACAGAAACAUUUGAUGAGGAAGGGAACAGUAUUUCUCAAACCCCUGACACAGAUUACACUGGACACUCCCUCUUUGAUUCGGAUGUGGACAUGGAUGACUACAGAGAUCAUGAACAAUGCAAGUGAUGUGUACAAGCAUCUCCCGUUUUGCAGACAAGCUGCUUCUUGGGAUCAGUCUGAUUUAUUUUCUCUUCCAGGGUGGGAAGAGGUUUAUACCACUUCGGAAGAGACCAUUGUGCUUGACUCGGCUGUCAUAUGCUACCUGGACUAUUUCAACCUUAUUUCAUUUUGUGUAACUGUUCAGGUGGAACCAAGGUAAACAGUUAUUUAAAACACAUAUGGGCACACUUGAGGUCCAGAGGGCAACAGGACCUUUCAAUCUAUAUUUUUGUUCACAUUCAAAACCAGGUUGGACAGACCUCCGGGAAGUGGGGCAUUUGCCAGAGCUGGUUUGUGCUGAUAUUUUAUCUUUACAGGAAUGGGUUGAGGACGAAAAUGGAAGAGGCACGACUGGCACACCUUUCUCCCAUGGAAGAAAAUGAUUGAUGUAUUGAUUUGGCAUAGUUUUGGGGUGAUUUUAUUUGAUAGAUACCUGCACUCUGGGUGCAUAUGUUAUUACAGUGUCUGCAGGAAAGAACUGCUCCUAGUUCUUUUGAGAUGGUUAAGAAAGGCAGGAGGAAAGCAUAUUCCUACAGAAAAGAGCUUUUUAGUGUUUCUUGUUCUUUGCAGAAGAUUGAAAUUGCUACUUUAGAACAUUUUUAUUCAGAAGGGAAAUGUCAGUUUUAAUGUAUAAUCUCCCAAACGCUCAUCUGGAAUGUGUGUUGGCCAAAGCCUGCCUCAGGCAUCUAAAUUACUUCUGUGUUUUUGAAUUAUUAUUAUUAUGUUUCUAUUUUCUGCUGCUGGCUGUUGUCUGCUAUUGCUAGGCAAGGCUAAAGAAUUGGGAUUUGUUACUAAAAGUCUGGUGCGUCUCGGCAGUGGGUGCUUUGCGCUCUUUACCAACAGACACAUCAAACCCAUGAAGCUUGCAAAGCAAUUUGGGUUAUUUCUAGGUAUGGGAUGCUGUGUAAAUGCAAGAUGUUGGCCUCCCCAAUCAGGUGCUUUAGAGCUGCUGAGGAGGUUGCUUCAGUGGGAGCUGGGUGCUGUGCCGGGUUACAGGGCAUGAUCCCUAAAGCCAGUGCAUGGGAGGCACUUGAGAUAGGACAGCUGAGUCAGCACCGCUGUCUGGGGAUUUCCAGGUGCUGAAAGAGCAACCAGAAGUGAUUUCAAGGUGCCUUUGCUAGCACAUCAGUGAAUCUGGAACCCCAAAUCCAGAAUGAUUGCACAGUUGCUGACAUGCUUCGUGUUCCUAUCUCCCUAAAUGCAGGUUAGAGGGGAGAAUGAAUCCAUUGGAUUUACCAGUUUGAAGGUAAGCCUGGACAUCAGUGUUGCUGGGCCAUAACUAGUUGGUUUUAAGUAGAGAUAAAAUACAUAAAACGUAUAGACAGCUGUGGUAUUUGUGAACAUGCAUAUAAGAUUGGGUAUUUGCCUGCAGACUUUAGUGGUGGCCCAUUUAAAAAUAUUUUAAUUAUGACUUUCUCAGAGUUACAGUUAGAUGAAUCAGGAUCCCUCAGCAAAAUUUUUAUAAUGUGUUGGCUGUGCCAUAUGUUCUGGGAGCAGGCAGAGCAGACAACUGCUUUAGGAUGUUAAUUGUUGGUAGUCUGAAUAGUCUGGAGUUUGAAAUAUCUCCAGCUUUUAAAGAAUACCUCUCUUUCUUGGUUUGUGGACUGUCUUUUGCAGAGGAAAGCAUUUACUCUGGGGAAACACAGAGCCAGCCGUGGCUCUGAAAGCAGGGACACAUGUCUGCAGUGAGUUCCAAGCUCUCUUCAUGCAUGGGAGCCACUGCAGCAAGAGCUGACAAGUUUGCUGUGGUCUGAGAUGGGUGUGAAUUGGUACCUAUUUCCUCAAUUCCCCAGGCAUGUCCUGGGAGCUGUGUUCCAGUUCAGUGGUCUCUGUUGUGGGCAAGUAUCAUUUGCAAAGUGAAUCAAAACCAAGAAGGAGGAAGAUAAACAGGUAUUUGGGACCCUUCUCAGGAAACCAAGCCCAGGAGUAGGGCACAGGAAGAUAAGUCUUGAAAGCACAGAAAUGGUGGCCUGAGAUGCCUGUGAAACUCCGUAGCUGAGUUAGGGCAGAUGCUACCUGCAAAGAUGUAGGUAUUGAUAUUCUGGAUAAAAGGCAUCUAUGUCAAAAAGCUCCUCUUCAAAAACGUUUAUGUGUUUGAAAUUCUGAUGGAGAUGUUCAUUUACCCAUGUUUGAAGGCUGUGCUUUCUCCAUCUUUUCAAUAUUGGGAGGGUGUGCUUGUAGGUAUGGAGGCUCCUGCUGGCAGUGGGUGAGUCCUAGCUGUGAGUCCCAGUUAUUAAAAGACCAGCCUGAAUUCAGCAGACACUGUCACCUUUAUCAUUUUGGUGGGCUGACAGAUCUGUCUGUGACAGCAGUCCAUGUGACAUUCCGAAACGCAGGUUAACCAGAAGUCGAUGAUGUCAUUUUACUCUCCUGUGUGAGUGCAGCCAGAUUUGGAUUUUGUGUGGCUGGGUGCAGAGACAGGAGACGCCAGUGCAGCGCAGAGCCGGUGGUGUGCCAUGGCCCCAUUCUCUGCCAGCACCUGGAGCAGCUGGCAUGCUGGGUAGAGCCGGUGCUGCCGUACCAUGGCACGGGUACCUGUGCCAAGGUUGUACAUGCCACAGGGGGCCAUGGUUACAUUCACACCUAGUGUUUUUUGCUUUUGUUGUGAAUAAUCAGCAUGGCUCAGUGGAGGCUGAACCUCACCCUGACCGGCCAGGUAACCGGCUUCGUCGCUGGGGAGGGUGAAGAAGAAAGGAUGGGACGGGGUUGCAGAAGGGGAGGUGGCUUUUUACUGUCGGCUGGGAUUUUCCAGGGUGUUAAUCAGUGAGGUGAAUGUAUUUUGCAGCUUGUCACACGCCUUCCUUUUCUGAGGGACUACUCAGGUUACUUUAGAGAAUUUAGUUGGGAGAAGUUAGUUGGCUUUCUCCUUGUGACAACUACUCUUGAUAAAGUCUACAUUUCUGUGUUUGGCUGUGUUUCAAACUAUAGAGGUGAAAUUAGGAAACGGCAUAUCUUUAGGAAUUUAUAGGUGUAGUGUUUUGUCCAGGUUUCGUAGGAAAUCCUUGGGUUUAAUUACCCCUUCCAGAAACAAAUACUGACUGUUAGACUUGUUUAAAACGAUUGAAUCCAAACUUUCCUUUUGGAAGCUGGUCUUAAUAAAGUGUUCCUGGGGGUGGGUAAGAUGUUUUUUAAAAAAAUUGCUUUUUAAAUAUCUGUGAAAAAAUGUUAGUUCAUUUUGGUUUGCAUGGGGAAGAGAAGAUGAGUUUUCUUCAAAAAAACCCUCAAACAAACAAAAAGAACAAAUUUUUUUUACUUUCCAGAAUUCUGCUAAAAGAGCAACAUUUUCUUAGUCCUGCAGUGUUUUGUGGUUUUGUUUUUGUUUUCUCCUCGAUUGUCUCUAUUUAGUGCUGAGGGGCUAUACAGAACUAAAAAUAGUUGGAGAACAUUCUUUUUUUCUUUUUUCUUUUUUCUCUCUCUCUCUUUUUUCUCUCUCUCAUUUUUUGUCUCCCUCACUGAUCAAAAUUGCAAGCAAGUCUGUCACAGGGAUGCCAGAGGUUCUGGCUGUGCUGCCGAUGGGGGUCAGGGACAUCAGGUGAAACCUGGGACAGCCGUGGGGUGCUGACUGCCUGGUGGGUGAGCUGGGGUGGCCUCUUCAAGCUGGAGCUGGGCGACGGAUGCCACGAUGUCAUGCCUGAGGUGACAUGGACCACAUAAGACUUUUCUCUGGCUGGGGAUCCCACCACCAGGGCUAGACACUCAUUGUGGGGUGACAUUAGGAAUGGUUCUGGGACCCACAUCACAAGAGUCCUAUGUCCGUGAGGUCUCUGAGAGCAUCACAGCUGCCAGCACCAAACGUGGUUCUGGUCCCAGCCGCAGCUUUGGGCUGUUUUCGGGUAGAUGGUGGUACACGGUCCUGGCAGGAGGAAAGCUAGCUUGGGGCUCCUCCACACUGUCUGUCCCCUCCUAAAAUACGACAGGGGGCCCUUGGAUGGUCAGGGAGGAGGCAGUGGGUGGGAUGCGGGGAGGGUGCUGAGUGGCAGGUCGUCGCAGGAGGACAAGGGCUGAACCUGCGGCCUGGCCAACGUCGUUCCAUCAGCCGGGCAGGAGCCCUGCCCUGCUCAUGGGCUGGAGUGCAGCCCCUCAUCCCAGUGAGGAGACAGUGCGAUUCCUCCCAGUUACUUUACCUUAAAUACCACCAAAGGCUGAGUACUUCGUUUCCGUAUUCUGCUUUAAGAGAAUGGGUAAUUGGUCUGCUCCUCAUUUGGCAAAUGGGAGUUUAAAGCAAGCCCUGCUUGAAGCAGUCUGUUGUUUUCUUAUGUGAAUUGCAGUGUUUGGCUUCAUAACACUCUGCCAUGUCAGAAGGGAUUUGUUUACCCCUGUCGGACUCAUUGGCUCUGUCAGCAGAGCUCACUGUUACUGAGUGGGGGAAACAGAUGCUGGGAUAUAUAGGUCCUACAGAAAUACUACAAAUGUGGUGCUUGAUUUAAAAACCAAACCAAACGUGAUGUUUCAGAUCUGGAGGACUGUUCCCAUCCAAUUAUAACACUGCAAGUCACGUGUUUUGAUCUUUAAAACCUUGGCAGUGUCCCUCCAGAUCUAUAUUCUCUUUGAAAAAAUACUGCCUGAAAUAUUUCUGCAGCAACAGUUCAGGCACAAAUUUCUUUUUGUCAGUGAUGUCUGCUCAAGUAAUCAUGACAGUUUCAUACUGUUUUCAUUGAAAGGGCUGUAUCUGUCAGAUACUAAGACUUACAAAAUACUGCCUGCUGGAAAAGUGUGUUAUGUGCAGAUUUAUGCAGGGCAGCUCACCAAGUGAAAUUUCUGUGGCAGAGGAUGAAUUCAAGUGGGUCUUGUCCUUAAAUGUUUGAAUAAGAAUUUGAAUCUGUUUUCUGACAAGUAGCUAUUUAGUCUAGCCCCCCCCAUGCCCUAACACUGCAAAAUUAGGCAUGUGAUCAAAAUAAAGCAAAUUAUCCUCUCUAAAUGCAGAAUUAGGUUGGACAACCCAGCAGCUGGCAUAUGGAAAUGGAUAUACCUAGCGUAGGUGUGAGUCAUGUCAAUACGUGUCAGCGGCUGUGAUCUGAAGGAGCGCCCAAGCAGUCGUGUCUAAUCCCAUGCACCAAGAGGACCAGAGGUACCUUAGAGUGACCGCGGUGGUUUUCAGCAGUUGAUUAGUACUGCAAGUGUCUACGUGCGCCGUGUUAUGCUUCAGGUAUUUGUUAGUGCUAGGUAGGCAGCGCAGAGACUCCUUUCGGUAGCUGUGGUUGCGGUGAGGCUGCCAGCGUGUUGUCAUCCCAUGCUGCAGAGUCGUCUGUGUCCUGGCGACGAAGGGCAAGGAUGAGGAUCGGUCUGGAUUUGACCCCUUUAACAGAGCAUUGCAGUGAACACAGCUUUGAGCUUACCGGUGAACAUGGGCCAUCGUGUCCAGCUGGUGCCCUGUUGAGGGAAGGCAUUCUUCAUCCCCCUGUACCGCAUGGGUGUUUGACAGAAGGGGGGAUUUAAUUUUCAGGCCAGGAACCCUAGUCUUUGUGGCUUUGCCUUAGCGGAGAGGUGUUGAAACACAAAUCGGCUCUGUCUCUGUGGUUUUGGGCAAUCCUUCCUUUGGCCAUCGGGGAGGGCGUCUUUUGGUGUUCCUUCCCUAUGGAUGUACUCUGGUGUGAAGUACUUCUCAGCAAAGGUUUCUGCAGUUCCCUGAGGAGUUUGGAACAGAAAUGGGAUGUCUGUGUACAGCACAGGAAUCUCAAUCAAUGGAAACGUUCAGCAUGUCCCUGCAGUGCUAAACUGUUAGUACCACGUCCUGGUUGCCCCACUUCCAGGUUUUUAAGGCCAGAGGUGAUCGUUCGAGGCAUUUAGUCUGACUCGUGCAUAAAAAGGAUUGUAAGAUUUCAUCUAACUAUCUCCACGUUCAGCUCAACAAACUGAAGCUGAAAUGGAGUGUAUGCUUCCAAAAGAUAUUCAACUUUUGCAGAACAAGUAAAACCCUGCCCCCUUUGAAGUCACUGACAAAAGUGCCAUUUGCUUCAGUGGGGCCAGAAUUUCGGACCAAGCUUCCAAGUGACCCAGAAUUCACCACUUCUCUUAUUCCUCUAAUUAUCCUCACCUAAAAAUUUGCCUUAUUUGGGGUAGUAAGGCAAACAAGAUGUGACCCUUGCUUUUUUAAGUUCUCUAAACAAAAAAAAAAAGUGCAUUUUUAAGCUUCACUGGUCGUGAGGACAUUGUCACUGGGCACUAUGUUUGCGUGUGUUCUUCCUUCACUUUGUAGUUUGUUCUUACGACUAAUCUUUCUUCGAAUGUACAGGUUUUUAUUUUCCAGGAUACUUGAAGAAUGCAAGUCCCAAAGUUUUAACCAUUGGGGUGUGCAAUCCAGCAAGAAUAAAGUACGUGUGGGUGGGUAUGGGGGGAGGGAUAUAUCCAGCUAGAUGCAGUGUACAAGGUUUAAUUAAUAAAAUGAAGAAACACAUUGCUAAAUGAGGACUUUAAUGCUGUAGCUGCAUUAGGUUGUUUGUCUAUGAACUUACAUGAGACAUACAUUAUUUUAGCACUGUUAUUACUACUAGUUUAUAAAGCCAUAUUUAAAAUUGUACACUUAAUUGUAACAUAACUUUAAAUUGUGCACUGUGUUGAUCCAUGUGUAUAUAUAUAUGAAAAUCUGUAUAUUUUGUCUUUAUGCCGUAUGUCAUUGGUGUGUAAAUUAUAACUAAUGGAUCUAAAA